UUCAAUAAAAUGGAAGGAAGGAAAGCGCUGCAGGCAGAUCCCGCUAAUCUGCUGCCCAAGUACAGCCUGAGUCUGUGUCUCCCAACUCUCUGCCCAACAGCAACAUGGCCGCCUCUAGCACAAACUGACUGUAUACACACACUGGGAUUGGCCGCUGAGAUAAACUGGAAAAAGCUCAUUGGCUGAGGGGCGGAGCUGCCUUCCCAGGGGGAGGGGCGAGAGAUCUUCGUGUUUCUCUCUAGUUUCAGACCGGAUAGAGGGAAAGGCUGAACCCUUCCUGUAACUGCAUUAUUCUGUGUCCCUGGGCUGCUGGGUUCCCCAGAGCCACAACCAGAAAUGUUACAGAUAAAGGAAGAAGAACCGGACCCUGAGGACCAUCAGACCCCAAUGGAAAGCUCAGCAGCGCCACUUACUGAUGGGGCUCUCUCCUGUUUGUUGUUAUUAGGGGGGUACAUGAAGGCGGAACCCAAUUUAGACUCUGCUGAACUGCCCAAACCAGAGACUGACUCGGAGUCCGGCACAAGAGAUGGCGAUUGCUUAACAAGCUCUGAUGGAUCAGGUUUUAUCUGCAGUGAAGAUGAGGAAACCUUCUCUGGGAAUAGUGAGCUCUGUGGAUCACAAAUGAGAACUGACACAGGGGAGAAACCAUUCACCUGCACAGAAUGUGGGAAAAGUUUUACUCUCAAGUCAAGCCUUCAAAACCACAAAAAAACUCAUACCGGAAAGAAACAUUUCACCUGUACAGAAUGUGGGAAUGGUUUUACUGACAAGGGAAAACAUCUCAGACACAUGAGAAUUCAUAUAGGGGAGAAAACAUUCACCUGUACAGAAUGUGGGAAAACUUUUACUCGAAAGGCUAGCCUUCAAAACCACAAAAAAAUUCAUACAGGAAAGAAACAUUUCACCUGUACAGAAUGUGGGAAGGGUUUUACUGACAAGGGAAAACAUCUCAGACACAUGAGAAUUCAUUUAGGGGAGAAACCAUUCACCUGUACAGAAUGUGGGAAAAGUUUUACUCUAAAGUCAAGCCUUCAAAACCACAAAAAAAUUCAUAGCGGAAAUGAACGUUUCCCCUGUAUGGAAUGCGGGAAGGGUUUUACUGACAAGGGGAAACUUCUCAGACACAUGAGAGUUCACACAGGGGAAAAACCAUUCACCUGUACAGAAUGCGGGAAACAUUUUAUUGAUGAUAUCAUGCUUCAAAAACAUAAGAGAAUUCACACGAUAGAGAAUCCUUUCACCUGCACAGAAUGUGGGAAAGGUUUUCCUCAUAUGCUAAUCCUUCAAAACCACAUAAAAAUUCACACUGGGGAGAAACCUUUUGUCUGUACGGAAUGUGGGAGAUGUUUUACUGAGAAAAGAACCCUUCAACAUCACAACAAAAUUCACACUGGGGAGAAACCAUUCAUCUGUACAGAAUGCGGGAAAGGUUUUACUCAAAAGACAAGUCUUCUAAAUCACAACAAAAUCCACACUGGAGAGAAACCUUUUACGUGUACAGAAUGUGGGAGAAGUUUUACUGAAAAGAAAACUCUGCGAAACCACAGCAAAAUUCAUACCGGAGAGAAACCAUUCACCUGUUCUGAUUGUGGGAAAAGUUUUGCUCAAAUUAUAAGCCUUCAAAACCACGUCACAAUUCACACCGGAGAGAAACCAUUCACCUGUACAGAAUGUGGGAAAAGUUUUUCUGAAAGGAAAACCCUUCGAGACCACAGCAAAAUUCAUACCGGAGAGAAACCAUUCACCUGCACAGAUUGUGGGAAAAGUUUUAUUCAAAGGAUAAGCCUUCAAAUCCACGUCAACAGUCACACCGGGGAGAAACCAUUCACCUGCACAGAAUGUGGGAAAUGUUUUACUCAAAAGAUAAACCUCAAAAUCCACAACAGGAUUCACACAGGAGAGAAACCUUUUACCUGUACAGAAUGCGGGAAAAGUUUUACUGAAAAGAAAACCCUUGUAAAGCACAACCGCACUCACACCAGAACGAAAAAUGGUGCGUAGUGUUGGAAAUGAGAAUCCUUCAAAACCACAGCAACAAUUGCACUGGGGAGAAACCAUUCAGCUGUACAGAGUGUGGGAAAUGUUUUACUAGAAAGAGAGGACUUUGAAUCCACCAGAAAAUUCACACUGGAGAGAAACCAUUCACCUGUACAGAAUGUGGGACAUUUUUUACUGAAAAGAUAACCCUUCGAAACCACAACAAAAUCCUUACCAAGGAGUAAUCUCUUCUCUUUUGUAGAAUACAGGAAAAAUUUUACUGAAACGGGAAUCCUUCAUAGCCACAGCAACAUCUGCACUGGGGAGAAACCAUUCAGCUGUACAGAGUGUGGGAAAGGUUUUACUAGAAAGAGAGGACUUUAAAUCCAGCAGAAAACUCACGCAGGGGAGAAACCAUUCACCUGUACAGAAUGUGGGAAAUGUUUCACUAGAAAGAGAGGACUUUGAAUCCAGCAGAAAACUUACACGAGGGAGAAACCAUUCACCUGUACAGAAUGAGGGAAAUGUUUUACUACAAAGAAAACCAUUUUAAAAGUACAACAACAUGCCCCCCAAAGAGAACUUUUUGUAUUGUACAUAGUGUAAAAAUACGUUUUAUGCAAAAGAUAAACCUUUGUAAUCGCACUGAUAUUUUUACAGAAGAGAAACCUUUAUUUUGUAUAGAAGCCCUUUAUUGAACCCUUUGAUAACUACGACAAAAUUCCCCUGUAGAGAACGUGGGGCGGGUUUAUCCUGUCGCCCAACAGAGCCGGAGCUUAUGUUCCCGGGACUCCCAGCCGGGAUUACUGCUCUCCCCGUGUAUCCGUGUACUAAUCAUGCUCUGUGUAAGAUAUCUGGCAAGAUGGCGGAACGUCACUGUACUUGGAGGGGAACCAUUAUGGACACAAAAAUAAAAGACAGCUUUUUCUCAUGUAAAUAAGAUAUUUUGUCAAAAUAAUAAAACAUUCUGGUCCUUUUCUGUAAAA
This is a messenger RNA of Xenopus tropicalis (tropical clawed frog), 2963 nucleotides long. RefSeq names its product gastrula zinc finger protein XlCGF26.1-like. The record is from RefSeq and is a predicted model, not a curated record. Gene Ontology annotation, cellular component: nucleus. NCBI's taxonomy places the organism in Eukaryota, Metazoa, Chordata, Amphibia, Anura, Pipidae. Gene Ontology annotation, biological process: positive regulation of transcription by RNA polymerase II. Gene Ontology annotation, molecular function: identical protein binding. The transcript is spliced from 3 exons. Bases 337 to 2001 code for a protein of 554 amino acids.